Messenger RNA from Lactuca saligna, 2109 nucleotides. Lineage: Eukaryota; Viridiplantae; Streptophyta; Magnoliopsida; Asterales; Asteraceae. The record is from the annotation of a GenBank genome assembly.
CAUCCCUCCAAUACAUACACAAUAAAUAACCAAAAAGCAAGUAUUUUUCUAAAUAGAAGAAAUAUGCCUAUUGAGACACAAUUCAGGGGUAUUUCUUGUAAUUCGUUCGUAAUCUUUGAUGUGUGCAUUCCCCCAAUUGACUUUCCAUAAUGCUUCCAAAUUCAAACUUUUUUUUAUUAGAUUUGAUCUGAACAAAAAACAGAACAAUUUACUAAGCUGAAUUCCUGAAGCUUCUUCUAGAUCUCUCACGGCUCUUUCUUCAUAUUCGCGUAUUCAAAUUCCUCAAAUUUAUCCCUAAAAUUCAUAGAAGUACAUCAAUAUUGGGAAUCCUCAGUUCAUGAUUGGGUUGCCGGCGGCAGGAUUUUUCCGAGUUAGGGUUUUACGAAAGAAAAACAUACAGAAAUGCCAUUGGAAUCGUCGAUGUCAGACCAUGAACCGGACGAUUCCGAUACUGAGUUCGUUGAGAUCGAUCCAUCCGGUCGUUAUGGUCGGUAUAAAGAAGUGCUGGGAAAGGGGGCUUUCAAAAGAGUAUACAAAGCAUUUGACGAAUUGGAAGGAAUUGAAGUAGCCUGGAAUCAAAUUAGGGUUUCUGAUUUCUUAAGAAACCCUGAAGAGCUAGAGCGGCUAUACUCAGAAGUUCAUUUGCUCAAGACACUGAAGCACAAGAACAUCAUCAAAUUCUACAAUUCUUGGGUUGAUACAACACAUGAGCACAUCAACUUCAUCACCGAGAUUUUCACAUCUGGAACAUUAAGACAGUAUCGCAAGAAACAUAAGCAUGUAGAUCUGAGAGCAUUAAAGAAAUGGUCUAAACAAAUAUUAGAAGGACUUUUGUAUCUUCAUAGUCAUGAUCCUCCUGUUAUACAUCGUGAUCUUAAAUGUGACAACAUUUUUGUCAAUGGGAAUCAAGGAGAGGUCAAAAUUGGAGACCUUGGACUUGCUGCCAUUCUUCGCCAAGCUCGUUCUGCUCACAGUGUCAUUGGUACUCCUGAAUUCAUGGCACCAGAGCUCUAUGAGGAGGAAUACAAUGAACUUGUAGAUAUUUAUGCAUUCGGAAUGUGCUUACUUGAAUUAGUGACAUUUGAAUAUCCUUAUUGUGAAUGUGCCAAUGCUGCUCAGAUAUAUAAGAAAGUGACAUCAGGUAUAAAACCGGCUUCAUUAGCAAAAGUCAAAGAUCCUGAAGUCAAAUCAUUUAUAGAGAAAUGUAUUGCUAAACAAUCCGAUAGGUUAUCAGCCAAGGAAUUGCUCAUGGAUCCGUUUCUACGCGAUGAGCAUGAUGCCAUGAAUCGACCAGGUCAAUCCAAUUCCAAUUCCGGUCCCGGUCCCGGUUCCGGUUCCAAUCCGCCUGAUAUUGCUAGAGAUUUCACAGUCAAAGGUCAAAUGAAAGACCUGAAUACCGUAUUCCUAAAGCUACGAAUAGAAGAUACAACAGGGAAUGUUCGGAAUAUUCAUUUCCCGUUUGAUACGGAUAACGAUACAUCGAUUGCUGUUGCUAGUGAAAUGGUGGAAGAAUUGGAUUUAACAGAUCAAGAUGUGUCCACGAUUGCUGAAAUGAUCGAUGCAGAAAUUCGUUCUUGUAUUCCCGAUUGGGCUCCAAGAGAUUACGAUGAUGAUCAAGAUGAUGCCGAUUCCGAUUCCAAUUCCGAAGUUCAAAACCAAUCCCAAUCCCAAUCCCCUAUAACAAUCAAAUCUUCUACUUCACCUGGGACUUUAGCUCUUGAAAGAUUGCCUUCAGGUAGAAGAUAUUGGAGUGAUUCACCAAAAGGCUGUUUCUCUCCACUCAGACCAAGAGAUUCAAACGCUUCUGAACCAGUAAGUAAUGAUGGCAAAACAGAAGAAGAAGAAGAUAAAGAUGAUGAUGAUGAUGAUUAUGAUGAUGAUGAUGAUGAUAAUGUUGAUACAAUUGUUGAGAAACUUGAACAUUUGUUGGAUGAGCAACAAAAGGAAGUGGAUGAACUUAGAAAGAAACAUGAGUUAGUGGUGUCGGAUAUUUUGAAGAAACUUAGGCCCGAAACCCGUCAAGAAGUUGCGAAUAUUUGUAAAUUUGAAAUCUGCGAGGAGACUGGGCCCAAGCCCGAUCAUGAGCCCGAGGCUGAGCCCGAGAUGUAG